AAUGACUGAAGAUAAUAAGUAUGAUGGUCUAUUUAUGACAAUUAUGUAGUAAACAAAAGAUAUUAAUGUAUUCUUUGAUGCUGCAUUUGGAUUUUUAAGGUAAUAUGAUUUUUUAAUUUUCAAAGACGCCACACUGACUUUUUCUUAGAUUAAAAAUAAGCAGAAAAAGUAAUCACAGAAUCUUGUGCUAAAAACUUCCUUAUAUUUUAAUCAGAAAAAGUUGAUAAAGAUAAGAAGGAGGAAUAAAGAAGAUAAAGAGAAGAAUAAAGAAAAAGAGAAAAAGAGGCAGCUGAAAAAGCUAAAAAAGAAGCAGAAAGACUAUAAUAACAAUAAUUGCUACAAUAAUAACAAGAAAAAUUGGAAUAACAAAAAUAAUAAUAAUAGCAAUAAUAAUAAUAAUAAUUAUAAUAAUAAGAACCAUUAGAUCCAUCAGUACCAGUAUAUUAGCCAGUUUUGAAAGUACCUGAAUAGUUACCUAAAGAACCUGAAAAGAAAGAGGGAGAAGGUGAAGGUGAAGCAAAAGAUGGAGAGAAAAAGGAUGACAACGAGAAACCUCCUAUUGGUAAUGGAGGAAGAACAGAAAGAUAUAUUUGGACUUAAACUCUUGAAGAAGUUUAAGUCUAUAUUCCUAUACCCUCUACAGUUACAAGCAAAUAAUUAACUGUGAAAAUUGAAUCCAGUUCAUUAUUGGUUGGAUUAAAGGGUAUUUAUAUUAAUCAAAUUUACUUUUAGGCUAACCUCCUAUUGUAAAUGGAUAAUUAUUUGAAAAAAUUCAAUCAGAUGAAUCAACAUGGUUAUUAACUGAUGGAGAAAUUUAGGAUUAUAAAGGAAAGUAUAUUCAUAUUUCUAUCACAAAAUAUUCUGGUCAAAUGAAUUGGUGGGCAUGUGUCAUCAAAGGUAAAUUAAAAUUACUAAAUUUAAGGUGAUCUAUAAAUCAAUACUCAAAAGAUUAGUCCAGAACCAUCUUAAUUAUCUGAUUUGGAUGGAGAUACUAGAGGAACUGUUGAAAAAAUGAUGUUUGAUAUGAGACAAAAAUAAAUGGGUUUACCUUCUAGUGAUGAACUUUAAAAGAAGAAUAAAUUAGCUGAAUUUAUGAAAGCUCACCCAGAAAUGGAUUUUUCAAAGUGCAAGUUCAAUUGAG
Paramecium pentaurelia is the source of this 1141-nucleotide messenger RNA. NCBI's taxonomy places the organism in Eukaryota, Ciliophora, Oligohymenophorea, Peniculida, Parameciidae. The record is from the annotation of a GenBank genome assembly.